GAAGCGGGGCAACAAUCGAGGCUGGCCAAGUCGAAGCCGAGCGACGUGGGCCGCGACAAGGGGCGGAGAUACAAGAAUGUGACGAUCGGGGACGGGAUCUGUCAGAGUAUCGACAUACGGAACAGCGCGUCCGCAUUCGGUAUCAUGAAGGACUGCCGGGUGAUCGAGGGCUUCCUCCAGAUCGUCCUUAUCGAGAACAACUCGGAGAGGGACUUUCAACCGAUCAGCUUCCCGCUGCUCAGAGAGAUCACCGGUUACCUACUUCUGUAUCGCGUGAACGGAUUGAAAACACUGAGCAACCUGUUCCCCAAUCUCGAGGUGAUCAGGGGCAACAUUUUGCUCACCGAUUACGCGUUCAUGGUGUACGAGAUGCAGAAUCUUCAAGAGAUCGGACUGAAGAAACUUACCGAGAUCUCGAGGGGCAGCGUUCGGAUCGAGAAGAAUCCCGCUCUCUGCUACACAACCACCCUUAACUGGGACCUCAUCGUCUCCGCGGGGGAGAACGUGAUCAAGGACAACGGAGAGGAGGCCUCUUGCCCCGGAUGUUCCCACUGUCCUGCCGGUUAUUGUUGGACUUCCCAGUAUUGUCAGAGGAUGGAAAAACCGAGAUGUCACGAGCAGUGUCUGGGCGAGUGUCACGGCCCGACCGAGAGCAAGUGUUACGUUUGCAAGCAUUACCGCCACGAAGGGAAAUGCGUGGAAACCUGCCCCGCCCAUCUAUAUUCCUAUCUCUCGAGGCGAUGCGUCACGAAAGACGAAUGCGUGAAGAUGAAUCGUCUGAGGAGGGUGUACUACGUUCUGGAGGAUGGCCUGGCAUGGAGACCGUUCAAUGGAUCGUGCGUGACUCAUUGCCCCGAUGGAUACGAGGACGCCCUCGACGAAAACAACAUGACCACGUGUCGCGCUUGCAUGAACAGUUGCCGGAAGGUCGGGCACGGUGCCCUGAUCCGUCACAUCUCCGACGCGCAGAGUUUCCGCGGUAUCACGGUGGUGAAGGGGGCGCUCGAGUUCCAGAUACGGAACGGGAACCCGAACAUAAUGAACGAGCUGAGCGAGGCGUUCGGCCGGAUCGAGGAGAUAACCGAGUACGUGAAGAUCACCCACUCGUUCCCGAUCACCUCGCUGAGCUUCUUCAAGAGGUUGAGGGUGAUCAAGGGGGAGCAGCUGGACAUAAACAACGCGAGCCUGUCCGUGCUCGACAACCCGAAUCUGUCGAGCCUGUUCCCGCCCGAGCAGGAGAUCAGGAUCGAGAACGGCCGCCUCUUCUUCCACUACAACCCGAAACUCUGCCUCUCGAAGAUCGUGCAGUUCAGCAAGAUGGUGAACAUCUCCAACUUCACCGACCUCGAGAUACAACCGCAGUCGAACGGGGAGAAGGUGGCGUGCAACAUAGUGAACAUAAACAUAACCGUGAACAAUCUCGGCCCCGAUUACGCGGAUCUGACGUGGGACAGUUACAAGGCGCCCGAGGGGCAACAGUUGCUCAGCUAUCUGUUGAACUACAUCGAGACCGAGAACGAGAACAUCACGUACGAGAUGAACGCGUGCGGAGGGAACAACACGUGGCAGAUACUCGACGUGGACAUACCCGAGUGGACGUCCCCCGUUUCCAAGCACAUCGCCAAUCUGAAACCUUACACGAUGUACGCGGUCUACGUGAAAACGUUCAACUCGAGGACCACGAAUUUCUUCGUGAACCCGAACGAGGUCGGCCAGUCGAGGAUCAUCUUCUUCAGAACGAAGAGCACCAUCCCCUCCCCCCCGAUGAACGUGAUCUCCACCCCGUUGAGCGACACCGAGAUCCUGGUCAAGUGGGAGAGCCCGUUGUUCCCGAACGGGCCGAUAGGCUACUACAUGCUAUCCGCCACCAUGAUCCGCGAGGACGAGAGCUUGAUCUCGUCCAGGGAUUACUGCAACGACACGUUGGAGAACGACCUCGACUCGGAGGAGGCUGCCCCCGUUACGGUGCCCGAGGUUACGGUGAAGACGCCUUCGAGGGGCGCGGCGUGUUGCUCCAAGAGCCCUGGCCGGAGCGUGGUCACCUCGAAGAAAUUCGAGAUAUUCUGCCACGAGAACACCACGAUCAGCUACAUAUCGCCCGGUUGGAAGGAUUAUUGCGUGUACAACAACUACAACGCGGUGGACAACCGGUUCUACGAGUUGGCCAACAACCUGUCCACCCCUCGGCCCGAGGACAACGCGUCGAGAUCGAGCAACGUGGUCGUGGUGGACAAGGACGCGGUGACGUACAACGUGAGCGGGCGAAACAACUCGUUCGUGAUCAACGAUCUGCGCCACUACUCCCGCUACAUAGUCACCAUAGCCGCGUGCGGCGUCAAGGUGGACGAGUCGAACAUGUGCUCGUCGAUCCAGUACACGCACGCCAGGACGAGGAAGCGCGGCCGCGCCGACGACGUGAGCAACGUGAGGGUCAGGGUGACCAACAACACCAUCGUCGAGGUGUUCUGGGACCUGGUCAAGGAUCCCAACGCCCUCACCGUCUCCUACACCAUCGAGUACACGAAUCUGGACGUGAAGGACGCGAAGAAGAGCACCGAGUGCAUCCCCCGGACGAGCCAACCUCGAACGGAUACCGUGGCAACAACCACGACAACCACGAGCUAUUUGAUCAAGAAUCUGAGCCCUGGAAAGUACAGCCUUCGAAUGAGGUCGACGUCGUUGGCCGGGGACGGCCGUUUCUCCGAGGUCGUGUACUUCUCCAUAGAUCUGACCGACACCGCGCCGGUCACGUUGGCCGCGUUGCUCGUGCUCUGCGUCCUCGCCAUGAUAUCGGUCGUGUUGUUCGUGGUGUGGAGACACCACAGGAAGAGGAAGAAUCAGGAGAGGCUGAUCGCUAGCGUUAAUCCCGAUUACAUAGAGACGAAAUACGUGAUCGACGAGUGGGAGGUGCCCAGGGAGAGCGUCGAGAUCUCGAACGAGCUCGGGCUGGGCAAUUUCGGCAUGGUGUACAGAGGUGUUUACGACAAGAGUAUACCGGUCGCGAUCAAGACGAUCUCGAAGACGGCCAGCCAGAGGGAGAAGAACGAGUUCCUGAACGAGGCGUCGGUGAUGAAGAACUUCUCCACGUUUCACAUAAUCAAAUUGAUCGGGGUCGUCUCGAUCGAGAAUCCGCCGUUCGUGAUCAUGGAGCUGAUGGAGAACGGGGAUCUGAAGACGUAUCUUCGGCGGAUACGGGACACCCGCCUCGUCCCGGACACGUGCAGGAUCAUGAGGAUGGCGGCCGAGAUAGCGGACGGGAUGGCCUAUUUGGAGUCGAAGAAAUACGUGCACCGGGACCUCGCGGCCCGGAAUUGCAUGGUUUCCAGGGAUCUGGUGUGCAAGAUAGGCGACUUCGGGAUGGCGAGGGACGUGUACGAGACGGAUUACUACAAGAUCGGGAGGAAAGGGCUUCUCCCGAUCAGGUGGAUGGCGCCCGAGAACCUGUCGGACGGCGUGUUCACGUCCGACUCGGACGUUUGGUCGUUCGGCGUCGUACUCUACGAGAUACUGACCCUGGCCGAGAUCCCGUACCAGGGUUUCUCGAACGAGGAGGUGCUCAGCCACGUGUUGCACAAAGGGACGUUGAACGUGCCCCGCGAUUGCCCCGAGAACAUUCAAAAGAUCAUGGAGAAGUGUUUCAAGUGGCGGCCCAGCGAUCGGCCCACCUUCAUGGAGAUCGUGUCCGAGCUCGAGCCGUUCCUCGGCCAAGAUUUCUACGAGAAAUCGUUCUACCACUCGAUGGAGGGCGUGGAGAGCCGCAACUCGGGCCUGAAGAAGCCCUACCACCACGCCGCCCCUAUCAGAUUCCACUGGGGCAACGAAACGGCCAGGUGGGUCAAGGAGUUCGAGGACAACGUGACGCUGUUGGACCAGACCAAGGCCGGGACAAGCAGGGCGCGCAUCUUCAAAAACGGUUUCCAACACUUUGGUAACGUAACCGCCAACAUGGAGGACGUGCCUCUCGAUCGAUGAGCUCGUAAAACUCAAUCGGCCUAUAUAUAUAUAUAUAUAUAU
Molecule: messenger RNA, 4014 nt
Organism: Apis florea (little honeybee)
Lineage: Eukaryota; Metazoa; Arthropoda; Insecta; Hymenoptera; Apidae
Product: insulin-like peptide receptor
Biological process (GO): protein phosphorylation; positive regulation of MAPK cascade; cell surface receptor protein tyrosine kinase signaling pathway
Cellular component (GO): axon; insulin receptor complex; plasma membrane
Molecular function (GO): insulin receptor substrate binding; ATP binding; insulin receptor activity
Source: RefSeq, a predicted model, not a curated record